CUCAAAAUUAUUUUUAACUCUGUUUCAAAUUCUAUAGUAUGCAGCUUAUUCACUACUUGUUCUCUCUCUCUCUCUCUCUCUUUAUCUCUUUUCAUCACUCUAUAUAUGAAUUGCUAAUGAUACAAUUGAUCUACAAACAUCAUUAUUUCCAGAUACUAGUGAAAGGUUCCUUGACUAAACUUUCUACUCUAUCUACUUUCUUCUUUGUUAGUCUGUUGUCUGUACCACUCUCCACGAACUUGAUUCAUAAAGACUCUAUUCAUAUGAGAUGUAGUUCAUUUGUAUUUAUUUACCUUUAAUUCUCUACUCCUGAACUAACUAACAUACAUACAUACACGGGUAAGGUUAAUUUAUAUCGUAUAUUGUCUUCAAUUAUAGGAAUUCUUCUUUUUUUUUUUUUCCUUUUUCUUUUUUAAAUUACCCAACUUGGAAAUUUUGUUUCUUUUUUUUUUCCAUGCAAGAAGUCUAUCUAUA
This is a messenger RNA of Cokeromyces recurvatus, 474 nucleotides long. RefSeq lists its product as uncharacterized. The record is from RefSeq and is a predicted model, not a curated record. The transcript has a single exon. NCBI's taxonomy places the organism in Eukaryota, Fungi, Mucoromycota, Mucoromycetes, Mucorales, Mucoraceae. The coding region runs from base 39 to 299 and encodes 86 amino acids.